Molecule: messenger RNA, 2856 nt
Organism: Dreissena polymorpha
Lineage: Eukaryota; Metazoa; Mollusca; Bivalvia; Myida; Dreissenidae
Product: titin-like
Exons: 14
Coding region: 139-2295 (718 amino acids)
Source: RefSeq, a predicted model, not a curated record
GGAUGAGGUCAAUGCAGGCGAUUGUGAUCGGCUCAAUUGUGUAGCAAUGUAUUCAUAUUCUAUUUACAGUAUUCAUACACGCAUACGACCAGACAAGUGACAAAUUAAUGGGACGAUGUUAUCUAGACGGACCUCAAUAUGACAAUUUCUAAACCGUAUGAUAUUUUGGACAUGAGUGUUCCCGGUGAUGUCAUGAACUGGUCGAGCGCCUCCUACAGAUUGGAUGAACUAGAGCGAAAGUUCACAUUUCCGUGCGUCGUGCGACUCGCCGAAGGCUUUUGCUCAGACAGCGAAUCGGAAGGGUUCUCUAAAGAUGACAUCAUCGGAAUAGACAGCAAGUUGGUCUUACACAAGGUGGCAGCACACUUUACGAACAGGAAAUCUGGCGUACGGCCGACCAAAGGCGAGUAUGAUUUCGGGUAUGAGCGCUUAAGCGAUGAGAUUUUGGUCCCCUUAAAUUACAAGGGAAAGGCGAAAGUCCAGACAUGCACUGGGAAGACGUAUACGACAGUAAAAGAUCUAAUUGCCGACUUUCCGCGCUUUGCGAAGAUCUGCAGGACACUGAAGGCAUACUCUGCCGACGAUCAGCCCAUGGACUUACCAGGAGGAUCAACAAUUGAGCUGGACCGUAUCUUACCUGGAAGGAACAUAAAACCAGACGUUUUGUGCAUAAAAUUUAACGUUUCCGGUAAACCGACGUACGCCAAGGUGGCCGUUACUGAACGCGCUGAGAUCCAAUGCGAGUCGGAUGAGACUGAGUAUACGAUAAAAGAAGUCAUUGACAGAUUCAAACUGCCGCAAAUCGUGAAAUUCGUUGACGAUGAUAUCCGCAAGGUUUACACACAAGACUUGGUUGAGGGCAUUGAAAACAUGCGGACAAUCACAGAAACGCUACAAUUGAAUCGACUGGUUACCCAAAACGUACUCGUUGGUCAUUACAAGGCCGUAGAAGGGAUGGAGACAGUCGACACAGACAGUUAUAGAAAGCGUACACUGGUAGUCCUGCCCUUGGACCAUCCGGAAAUCCGUGAAAUUGAGGUCAACGUUUUGGAGGACGACGGCGAUAUUUCCGAAAUCUAUGAGAGAGUGUUCAAUGUUUCGAACAUCUCAAGUUCACUGGAAGUUGUGGAUACAAUAUACGUCGAGUUCUGUAAAGAUACUCCUUCUCCAAAAAUGUUCAAGCUUGAUACGCCGGCCCAUCGCAAGCCAACCGAACCAGAAGAAGAGCCGCCAAGGCCGCCGCCGCGAAUACCUGGUCCCCCGUCAGGCGCACAUGUACCCGCAGCCCCGGAAGUGUCGCCAAAACCAAAACCAAAGCCUAAACCAAACAAACCAGGCGCACAUGUACCCUCAGCCCCGGAAGUGUCACCAAAACCAAAACCAAAGCCUAAACCAAACAAACCAGGCGCUCCACCAGUAAUUCUACCAAAACCAAACCCAAUUGAAACAACAAGCCAACCAUUAGGCGCCUCUGCACACAAGGGUGCGCCUAAGGCCAACCGUGUUGAAAAACGAACUGUCCACCCCCCAGUUAUUGAGAAGGAUGACCAACCACCCCCGUUGCCAUUCAGGAAUCCACAGAAACCUAAAACUGAUGAUAAAUCUGCAGAAAUAACACGUACUUACUACAACUCUCCGCAACCGGUAGUCCACGAAAGUGCGCCUGUUAAUGCGGAUGACUACGAAAUACCGGAGGAUCCGAAACACGCUCCAAACGUGUCAAAGGGGCAGCCUGCACACGUAGUAUCGCCCCCUGGUUUUGACCUUGCCUCCAUGUAUUCUUCUUCUAGUGAUGCCUAUACUUUCAAAGAAGGAAAAGAGAAAGCGCACAAAGGGAUAUUCAAGUUUUUGAAAAAAAGAGAAACAUCCCCAGUCAAACCAAUGAUAGCCAACAAAACACCUGAUAAUCGCCAAGACCAUGAUGAUGAUUGCGUACUUUACGACGAGGUUAAAGAAGAGGACAUGCUAGAUGAGAAGACGGGCCUGAAGAAGGGCGCCGCAAAGGUUGCUGCGAAUACUGCCAUUGUCAAACCGAUGACAUCGAAGGGUUCAAUGGCGCAGAGUAGCCAAUCCAAAUUAAAGCCGUUCAUCGAGCUUAACUGCAGCGAACUCGUUGAAAGAUUGAAUCUGUGUAAGAUGCAUGCCUUGGCGAAGGAAUGUGAGGAAGGCCGAUUAGACGGCGGGUUCUUCAAGUCUCUUACAUCUAGCGAUCUGGAAUCUGCACUUCAUUUGCAGAAACUAGAUGUGUUGAAGCUUUUACAAAUGAGGGACAAAAAUUGGAUUCCCAAUGACUGAAAUUAGUAUUGUGAAACUUUGAGUACUGUCAAAUUUAGAGUCGGUAUUGAUUAGCUACAAGUCUAUGUACCGCUUUUUAUAAUCCAGACAUAAAACAAUGAGCAUAGAAUUGAUUCGUAAAAAGACUUAAUGUAGCGCAUAUACAAAUUAUUAGUAUCCCAUAAUUUGAUACUUUGAUUAAAUCAACUAAUUAGGUAAUUUCUUUGUUGAACCGCGGCCCAUAUAUGUUUUCAAUUAUUGAACAUUGCAUCAUUUAAUCUUUUUUCAAUCGAUACAUUGAUUUUGCUGUGGAUGUGGGUUUUAAGCUGUUUUCAAAGAUCUAACCGUGAACUGAUGUUGCAUUAUUUUGCGUAACAAAGGGAAACCAGUCACAGUCGUUCUAUAUGGUUUAUAAUUGAAAAACAUGUUCUCUAUUUAAUACCAUAUCGACAUUCAUAAAAUAGUGAUCUAUUGAUGAUUAGUUACUUUGAAAUGUUUUAAAGAAAACAAUAUUUUUUUAAAGAUAACACAUUGGUUAAUUCAAUUUGGUGUGAACUCAUCGUUAUUAAAUAUUGGCUAUGA